UUAUUUCCUUGAUGUUUUAGUAAUCGUACAGUUUAUUAUUCAUUAUUAUUUAAUGAAGAUAUUCAACAUUAGAAACUUAAUCAGCGUGACUAAAAAGACAUAUCCUUCUCUACAUUAAUAUUAAAGUAAAACUUCUGUAUGAUUAGAGGAUAAUCACUCACAGAUGACGAAUCAAAUAACAGUAGUCAACAACUGGUUGCACAACUUUUUUCUUCUUCUUAUUAUAAUCCAGUCAGAUUAAAAACUAACGCCAAAAAGUAAGUUCUAGUGCAUUAACAUGGACAUACUUAAUCCAACUUUUGUUCCAAUUUACGAAAAAAAAAUUCAAGAGCAAUUAAAUAAUGAAUUUAAACGACUUGAAGGAGAGUGUUAUACUGAUCAUGCAGGUGCAACAUUGCAUUCUGAUUCACAGAUGGUGAAGAUUUAUCAAGAUCUUUCAUCGAAUAUCUAUCCAAAUCCACAUUCAGGCGGAGGAUCAGGUAAUCUUACUCAGGAAAUCACUGAAAGAACCAGAUAUAGAAUAUUAGAUUUCUUCAAUGCUUCUUCAGAUGAUUACAGUUUAGUAUUUACUUCUGGCACUACAGCAUCAUUGAAGUGCAUUGCAGAAACGUUUAAAUUUAAAAGUACCAAUCAAUUUAAAGGGAAUUUUGUCUAUCUACAAGAUAAUCACACAUCAGUGUUAGGAAUGAGAGAUGUAGUUGCUCAAAAAGAAGCUGAAGUAAAAUGUUUGAAUCAUGAUGCAGCUUUUGAUGUAUUUUCUAAAAAUAGUGAACAAUUUUGUAACCAUUCAGAGACAACUGAUAACUCAUUAUUUGUUUAUCCAGCACAAUGUAAUUUUUCUGGAUUUAAAUAUCCUCUAACAUGGAUUAAUCAAGUACACAAAGGAAUGUUGAAUAAACUAAUUAAUAGAAAAUCCAAUUGGUUUGUUCUUCUGGAUGCAGCUUGUUUUGUAGGAACUAAUCGGCUAGAUUUAGCUAUAUAUAAACCUGAUUUUGUCGUGAUUUCUUUCUAUAAAAUGUUUGGAUAUCCCACUGGCAUUGGUGCAUUAAUAGUUAAAAAUACUAGUAUUGAUUCUCUGGAAAAGAUUUAUUAUGGCGGUGGAACAGUCAACAUGACGUUGAGUCUGCAAAAUUAUCAUGUUAAAAGAGAAGUCUUUCAUGAAAGGUUUGAAGAUGGUACAAUUUCUUUCCUUUCCAUUAUUUCUCUUCAGCAUGGAUUCGAUGCACUUUCAAUGAUUUCAAUGGAUAAUAUAUCAAAUCAUGUAUUUUCUCUUGCUCAAUAUCUUCAUCAUUCUCUUUUGACACUACAUCACCACAAUGGCAACCCAGUUGUCAAGCUCUAUACAGACUCAGGUUAUCAGAAUAAAGAGUUUCAAGGUGGUAUUGUGGCUUUCAAUAUCUUGAGAUCUACUGGAGAAUAUGUGGGCUAUAUGGAAGUACUUCACAUGGCAGCACUUUUCAAGAUCCAUUUGAGAACUGGAUGCUUCUGUAAUCCUGGUACUUGUCAAAGACACUUGAAUCUCUCCAAUAAAGAUGUCAUGAAUAAUUAUGAUUCUGGUGUUAAAUGUGGUGGAGGAAUUGACUUGGUUAAUGGAAAACCUACUGGUGCAGUGAGAAUUUCAUUUGGAUACAUGUCUACUAUUGAAGAUGUGAAAACAAUACUUUUAAUGAUUCGUAAGUGCUUUUUAGAUUCUCCAGAAGUAAGAAAAAUUCCUAGGUGGUAUGAGAAAAAAAGUAUUACAUGGAGUAAUCAGUAUCAAGAUGAAGACGUUGAAGCAGAUGAUUAUGUAGAAAAUAAAGAAAAAAUAAAACAAGACAUUAGAAAAAAUUCAGAAACAUUUAAAAAUGCAAACAUUGAUGGAGAAAAUAAGUUUUUAAAAUUGUGUAAUAUAUUUAUUUAUCCAAUUAAAUCUUGUGGAGCUUUCAAAGUAGAAAAUUCAUGGAUCUUGACAAGUAAAGGACUUCAAUAUGACAGGGAAUGGAUGAUCACAACGGCUGCUGGAAUUUGUUUGACUCAGAAACAAGAAGUAAUGUUGUGCUUGAUCAAGCCCAUAAUUUGCCUUCAAAACAAAGUAAUGAAAUUGGAUUAUCCAGGUAUGCCAACAAUCCAGAUACCUUUAGAUGAUACGCCUAAGGAUAGAAUUAAUGGGGAAAUGUGUCGAAGUAGAGUUUGUGGACAUAGGGUUGAAGGAGUUGAUUGUGGAAUAGAAGUUGGGGAAUGGCUCAGUCUUGCUUUAGGUCGACCUAAUUUGAAAUUAAUUCGUCAGCAUAAUUUUGAUAAGCCUUCGAUGCAAUCUAAACCAGAGUUAUCAUUUUCUAGUCAAGCACAAUACCUACUGAUUAAUAAAGCAAGCAUUGAGUGGCUUGCUGAUAAAAUUUCAGAAGAUUCCGAUUGUGAUAAAAACUCUAUUCUAGAUCGUUUUAGAGGAAAUUUGAUUGUUGAAGGAGGUUUACCUUUUGAAGAAUAUUCUUGGACUCAAGUAAAGAUAGGAAAAGAGAUUUUUGAGGUCAAUGGUCCUUGUACUAGAUGUCAAAUGGUAUGUGUUGAUCAGAAUACUGGACAAAAAACAGUAGAACCACUUAGAUUAUUAGCAGAAGAAUUUCAUGGAAAAAUGAAGUUUGGUAUUUAUUUAAAUGAAAGAUGAUGCCACCUUGUCUUCCAGGAGCUCCUGAUAUUUGAACUUCUGGUACACCUUGUUUCAAUAAUUCUGCAAGUUCUAAAAAUUGUUUUCGAUGGCCACAUCCACCACUGAAAAUAGAUCAUUUUUUUAUUAAUUUCCAUUCAUAUUUCAAUUAUCAACUCAUAGUUUUUCUAAUAUGAAGUAUGUGUUUAUGUUUUGCUGAAGAGUUUCUUACCAAUAUUCGACAUUAAUUUUAACACCUGCCAUAUAAAUAAAUAAGUCAAAAAUAUGAUAACUUCAAAUAUUAGUGAACAACUUGUUAUGUCAACUUUAUUGUUUUGAUGGAGAUACAAACAGAUAAAUAUGCCAUAAAUUCAAGGCGGUAAUAUUUAU
Messenger RNA from Chelonus insularis, 3013 nucleotides. It is a transcript of the gene mal, whose product is annotated as maroon-like. Gene Ontology annotation, molecular function: pyridoxal phosphate binding; molybdenum cofactor sulfurtransferase activity; molybdenum ion binding. Gene Ontology annotation, biological process: Mo-molybdopterin cofactor biosynthetic process. The coding region runs from base 278 to 2644 and encodes 788 amino acids. NCBI's taxonomy places the organism in Eukaryota, Metazoa, Arthropoda, Insecta, Hymenoptera, Braconidae. The record is from RefSeq and is a predicted model, not a curated record. The transcript has 7 exons.